Molecule: messenger RNA, 2021 nt
Organism: Hyalella azteca
Lineage: Eukaryota; Metazoa; Arthropoda; Malacostraca; Amphipoda; Hyalellidae
Product: beta-galactosidase-1-like protein 2
Exons: 13
Coding region: 85-1899 (604 amino acids)
Biological process (GO): carbohydrate metabolic process
Cellular component (GO): vacuole
Molecular function (GO): beta-galactosidase activity
Source: RefSeq, a predicted model, not a curated record
UCUCACCCCUACCGCGUAGCCCUUCAGUUUUGUCAAGUCUAGCGAGGAAAAAGGUCCUGAGAGUUCGCUGGUCUCAUACAUGAAAUGACGAAAAUUACCGUCUCAAUCGCCUUCAUAGUGGCAUUUACGGUGCAAAGUUGUCUGUCCGUGACGCUGUACGAGUAUUACGUCCCUGAUGGCGUUCCAUCCACGGGUCUGGUGGCCGAGGGGGAAACUUUCACCCUGAAACCCCGGCAAGGCGAGUACGACUUCGGGGAGUUGGGGGAGGACAUGUCCCCGUUCCUGGACUUGAGGAGCUUCGUACAGAUGGCGCAGGAGGAAGAUCUCUUCGUAAAUCUCAGGCCCGGGCCCUACAUUUGCGCUGAGUGGGAGUUUGGGGGCCUUCCAAGCUGGCUGCAGCGGGACCCGACGAUGCACGUGCGCACCUACUACGACAACUACCGAUCCGCCGUCGCGGCGUACUUCGGGGCCCUCCUGCCGCAGGUCGCCGACCUCGAGUUUACUGAAGGAGGACCCAUCAUUGCCGUGCAGGUUGAGAACGAGUACGGUCACUUCGGGUACGACGAUGAGCCUCGUGACCGCCUCUACUUGAGCUUCCUGCGGGACUUGCUCCUAGACGGUGGGCUGGACUCAGCCCUACUCUACACCUCCGACUCCACUGUCGACCGACUCGACUGGGGAACACUGCCUGGCUUACUGUUCCAAACGACAAACUUCCAAGCUGCUGCAGAGGAGAAUCUUUCACUCCUCCGAACUCUGCAGCCCAAUCGGCCGCUGAUGGUGUCGGAGUUCUGGUCCGGCUGGUUCGACAAGUGGAUGAAUUCAGGGCACUCAGUGUGGAAUGAAGAAGACUUCACUAGCACACUGGACUACGUAUUGUCGCAGAAAGCGUCUCUCAACUUCUACAUGUUCAUCGGCGGCACGAACUUCGGCUUCAUGACCGGUGACUUCCUCGUCACUUCCUAUGAUUAUGGCGCUCCGCUGUCGGAGGCUGGAGACUACACGACAAAGUACACAAUACUGACCAACCUCAUCGCGCAGUACAGUCCACUUAGCGGCAUUGUGGACAACCCCGCGGGUCCGGAGCAGCGAGCGAAAGCGGAGUAUGGGAAUUUCCCGAUCGCAGAGAGCCUACACUUCGCCUCCCUCGUCAGCCAAGCUCCAGAGAGCUUCGUAAAUGACGAGCCUUUGAACAUGGAGGCGCUGGACAUGAACAACGGCAACGGUCAAUCUUACGGGUACCUCCUCUACUCCACAAACGUGAAGCUACAGGCGCCCCAGUCUGAGCUGCUCAUCAGGGGACACGUCAGGGACAUGGCGCAGGUGCUUCUUAAUGGAGAACUACAGAAUAAACCUUAUGAAGAAAUUAAUGACACGAGCGCGUUCGGAUUUUGGGAUGGAAGGGACAAGAGCAUUGUUCUCCCCGGUACUGGAAACGUUGAUCGUGUUGAAAUCUUAGUCGAGAAUCUUGGACGCGUAAAUUUCGGAGCUGCGCAUCAAUUCUACCAGAAAAAGGGACUCUGGGAGGGCGACGUCUUGGUGGACAGGGAACGCGUUCUUGGGUGGACGAUGACGCCUUUGGAGUUAAAGAAGAGUUUCGUUAAUGGCUUGACGGGAUGGGAGCCAUUCACAGCGUCAGCUAACGGACCAGCGAUGUAUCGCACCACAGUGACGCUCUCAGCUCCGCCGCUGGACACGUUCCUGGACAUGCGCCAGUGGAACAAGGGCGUCGUCUUCGUCAACGGCUUCAACGUCGGGCGCUACUGGUCCGUUGGCCCCCAGCGAACGCUCUACGUGCCCGCCCCGCUGCUGGUCCAGGGUGACAACCAGAUCGUCAUUUUCGAGCAGUAUUCAGCAGCAAGUGAAAUCUCUUUCAUCGACUCGCUGAUCUUGGAAUAAGAAUAAAAUGUUGAAAAUCAUAUUAAGAAUGGUGGGAACUAAAUAAAAGACUACGAGGUUUGUAUUUAUAUUUCCCUCCCACGUGUUUACGUUGUGCAACUAUGAAUGUUAACUGAAACGCA